Molecule: messenger RNA, 6725 nt
Organism: Oncorhynchus keta (chum salmon)
Lineage: Eukaryota; Metazoa; Chordata; Actinopteri; Salmoniformes; Salmonidae
Product: neuroendocrine convertase 1-like
Exons: 14
Coding region: 215-2545 (776 amino acids)
Biological process (GO): protein processing
Cellular component (GO): trans-Golgi network; Golgi membrane
Molecular function (GO): serine-type endopeptidase activity
Source: RefSeq, a predicted model, not a curated record
UCCACGGUUUACUCUCCGCUUGCUUUCCUUGAUGGUUCAAUAAGGCAAUAACGCCGUGACAGGUCCUCUCAUUCCCACUCAGCACGUUGAAGGAAAAAAGACACGAACCAAGGGGAACCAACAGAAAUUUAUUUACUUAAUAUUACUUACAUUUUCGUUUUGAAUUGUCUUAUAUGCUUUCUAAGAGCAUCAAUCUAGUCGUAUUUUCUCUGAGAUGGAAAUGAGAUGUCGCCCAACAACGGUAAUGUGCUGUGCUUUUGUGGUUCUGUUCUCCAUCGCUCGUUCUGUGGAUGCUUCAUUCGGGGACAGACAGUACCUGAACGAAUGGGCGGUGGAGAUUCCGGGAGGACCGGACGCCGCAAGGUCCAUCGCCAAAGAACUAGACUACCGACUAGUCCGCCAGAUUGGGACGCUAGAAAACCAUUACUUGUUCAAACACCAGACUCAUCCUAGCAGGACGAAACGAAGUGCCGAUCACAUCACCAAACGCCUGUCUGAGGAUGAUCGGGUAUCGUGGGCGGAGCAACAGUAUGAGAAGCAGCGCAGUAAGCGGGCGUCGCUGGGAUCAUGCCGGAACUGUCCAGUGGACAAGCUGUUCGAUGACCCCAUGUGGAACCAGCAGUGGUACCUGCAAGACACUCGGACGUCGUCCUCCCUGCCCAAGCUGGACCUCCACGUAAUUCCCGUGUGGAGGAAAGGGAUCACAGGGAAAGGAGUGGUCAUCACCGUGCUGGAUGACGGUCUGGAGUGGAACCACACCGACAUCUACCCCAACUACGACGCAGCAGCCAGCUACGAUUUCAAUGACAACGACCCUGACCCCUUCCCCAGAUACGACUCCACCAAUGAGAACAAGCAUGGAACCAGGUGUGCCGGUGAGAUCGCCAUGCAGGCAGAUAACUAUAAAUGUGGAGUUGGGGUGGCGUACAACUCCAAGGUUGGAGGGAUCCGCAUGUUGGACGGUAUCGUGACGGACGCCAUCGAGGCCAGUUCUAUUGGCUUCAACCCAGACCAUGUGGACAUCUACAGUGCCAGCUGGGGACCCAACGACGAUGGCAAGACGGUGGAGGGCCCCGGUCGCCUGGCGUCAAAAGCCUUUGAGUACGGCAUCCAGAAGGGCCGCGGCGGGAAGGGCUCCAUCUUUGUGUGGGCAUCGGGGAACGGGGGCCGUCAGGGGGACAACUGCGACUGUGACGGCUACACGGACAGCAUCUACACCAUCUCCAUCAGCAGUGCCUCCCAGCAGGGCCUGUCUCCCUGGUACGCUGAGAAGUGCUCCUCCACCCUGGCCACCGCUUACAGCAGCGGAGACUACACCGACCAGAGAAUAACCAGUGCUGAUUUGCAUAACGAAUGCACCGAGACGCACACGGGAACCUCCGCCUCCGCCCCACUGGCUGCUGGGAUAUUUGCCCUGUCGCUGGAACAGAACCCUGAGCUAACAUGGAGGGAUCUGCAGCACUUGGUGGUGUGGACUUCGGAGUUCGACCCGCUAGCCAACAAUCCCGGCUGGAAGAGGAACGGGGCAGGCCUGAUGGUCAACAGUCGUUUUGGAUUUGGCCUGCUCAACGCUAAGGCCCUGGUGGACCUGGCCGACCCGGCCACCUGGAAACACGCCCCCGAGAAGAAGCAGUGCAUCGUCAGGGACGACUCCUUCCAGCCCAGGGCAUUGAAAGCAGCAGGGGAGAUCACCAUUGAGAUCCCCACCAAGGCCUGUGCCGGCCAGAACAACGCUGUCCUGUCACUGGAGCAUGUGCAAGUGGAGGCCAGCAUCGAGUACACCAGGCGAGGAGACCUACACAUCAAACUCACUUCCCCAUCAGGCACCAGCACAGUCCUGCUGGCGGAGAGAGAGAGGGACACGUCAUCUAACGGCUUUAGGAACUGGGACUUCAUGUCAGUUCACACAUGGGGAGAGGACCCCACUGGCACCUGGACCCUUAAGAUCACUGACACAUCGGGGCGAAUGGAGAACGAAGGUCAGAUCCUAAGCUGGAAGCUUAUUCUCCACGGCACGUCAGAAAAGCCUGAGCACAUGAAGAAACCCAGAGUGUACGUCCCCUACAACGCUGUCCAGAAUGACCGUAGAGGAGUGGAGCACAUGGAUGACAUGAUAGAGGAGCUGCCCACCCAGGCUGAGGUUCACCCACCACAGAAGACCCAGCCCCCUCCUCCUGCCACCCCUGAGAGGAAGGAGACAAGACCCUCCUCCUUCCCCCCCUCCCUGGCCCUUCUGCAUCUCCUCCAGACGGCCUUCAACAGACAGACCCCAGCCGCCCUGUCCCAGUCCCCAGCCAAGGCCUCUAGCUGGGGAGAGCAGCACACGGGCAGGGCCCCCUCCCUUCCAUGGAGAGCAGGCCCUCAUGUCGCUCCACAGAAGCUGUACCAGGCUCUGGACAGGAUCAACCAGUACCAGCAGGGUGGGCAGGACAACAGCCUGUAUAGCGACUAUAGCGACGGCUUUUAUAGCACCAAGCCCUACAGACACAGAGAUGACCGACUGCUCCAGGCGCUCUUUGACAUGCUCUCUGACGACAGGCAGUGAGGAGGGAGGAUAUGGGAGGAGAGUGGGUAAGGCAAGGGCGGAACUCCAGUCCUGCAGUGUGUGUUGGCUUUUGUUCUAGCUUAACAGAUCCGGCCCCCGAAUCCCAACUUGAGUCGAGUUAGGAUUCGGGGCCAAAUGAACACACCCGAUUUAACCAAACACGGUCUACAUUGAAGACCUCCUUCGUUGACUACCGGUAGGUGAAUCAGGUGUGUAAGUGCUGGGCUAGAGUCUGCACAGCCCUGCCACUCUCCUUGGUCAAGAAUGGCCACCCAUGGGGUAAGGGGUGAGAGAGAAAGUGUGAGGAGGUGGUAGCUGGGCAUGGAAGGAGGGAGGGGGAGAGUGAACGCCAGAUAGAAACUCUUCCAGCCAACUGUGAUGUUGUUUUUCCAAAACGCUACUUUUCUUUCCUUGCAGCAUUCUAGCCUGUCUGUCUGUAGUUUUGUAUUUCAUUCUGUACAGUUAGUUGUAAGUCGGUUGCAUCUCAAUACCCACAAGUGGCUUCCUUUCCUCCUCCUCCUUCCUUUCCUCCUCCUCCCCCCUCCUCCUGAUGUAAUUGAAGUCUAGCUAACCCAUAGACCAUAGAUCUCUGUCAUAUUGCUUCAGUCUUUUCAGAUCAAUAUGCAGGAAGGAAAGGAGACAAGGAAAUGGAACCCCUGUAGCGUAUUUAAAUUAAUCUGUGGUUGCAUUCCACCCCUCCUCCAGCCAUCUAUCCAAUAGUCUUCAAGUGACAGUUAACAUCAAAGUCAACGUUCAGCCGAUGUUUUCAGCCCUCAAAAGUGCUCUGAUGUCAGGAUGUGUCCAGGCCCCACGACAUCUGUUUUGUAGACUCAGCUGUAUCCCUCAACUCCAAAUUAAUGAAAAACAUAGCCACUGCGCUGCUAAAUGCAUAUAGGGGAAAUGCUGCUCUAUUUGACACCUUUACCUGUCAGUCGUAUUGAAAGUAAGGAGACAAGAGAAGGAGAAAGGGACGAGGAAAGGAUGUUUUUAAGACUUUUGGGACACAGCCCUAUUCUCCCUUCACGGCACUACCUGCUUGAGCAUGCUAUGUACAGUACCUUUAGAAUUUCAAGUUCAUAAUUGUAUUAUGACUGACACUAUUAUCUAUAUAUUAUACAAAGACAAUGAAUGUAAUGUUGCUUUUACACUGAACAAAAAUAUAAGCGCAACAUGCAAAAAUUUCAACGAUUCUACUGAGUUACAGUUCAUAUAAGUAAAUCAGUCAAUUGAAAUAAAUUCCUUAGGCCCUAAUCUAUGGAUUUCACAUAACUGGAAAUACAGAUAUGCAUCGGUUGGUCAUAGAUACAUUAAAAAAAGGUAGGGGCGUGGAUCAGAAAUCCAGUCAGUAUCUGGUGUGACCACCAUUUACCUCAUGCAGCGCGACACAUCUCCUUCGCAUAGAGUUGAUCAGGCUGCUGAUUGUGGCCUGUGGAAUGUUGUCCCGAUUCUCUUCAAUGGCUGUGCUAAAUUGCUGGAUAUUGGCGGGAACUGGAACACGCUGGCGUACACUUCGAUCCAGAGCAUCCCAAACAUGCUCAUGGGUGACAUGUCUGGUGAGUAUGCAGGCCAUGAAGGAACUGGGACAUGUUCAGCUUCCAUCUGUGUACAGAUCCCUGCGACAUGGGGCUAUGCAUUAUCAUGCUGAAAUAUGAAGUGUUGGCAGCUGAUGAAUGGCAUGAAAUGACAGUGGGCCUCAGCAUCUCGUCAUGGUAUCUCUGCAUUCAAAUUGCCAAUCGAUAAAAAGCAAGUGUGUUCGUCGUCCGUAGCGUAUGCCUGCCCACACCGUAACCCCACUGCCACCAUGAGGCACUCUGUUCACUAGGUUGACAUCAGCAAACCGCUCACCCACACGGCACCAUACAUGCUGUCUGCCAUCUGCUUUGCACAGUUAAAACCAGCAUUCAUCUGUGAAGAGCAUACUUCUUCAGCGUGCCAGUGGCCAUCGAAGGUGAGCAUUUGCUCACUGAAGUCGGUUACAACGCCAAACUGCAGUCAGGUCAAGACACUAGUGAGGACGACGGGCACACAGAUGAGCUUCCCUGAGACUGUUUCUGACAGUUUGCGCAGAAAUGUCUUUGGUUGUGCAAACCCACAGUUUCAUCAGCUGUCCGGGCGGCUGGUCUCAGACAAUCUCGCAGGUGAAGAUGUGGAGGUCCUGGGCUGGCGUGGUUAAAUGUGGUCUGCGGUUGUGAUGCCGGUUGGACGUACUGCCAAAUUCGCUAAAACGACGUUGGAGCUUAUGGUAAAGAAAUGAACAUUACAUUCUCUGGAAACAGCUCUGGUGGACAAUCCUGCAGUUAGCAUGCCAAUUGCAUGCUCCCUCAAAACUUGAGAAAUCUGUGGCAUUGUGUUGUGUGACAACUGCACAUUUUAGAGGGGACUUUUAUUGUCCCCAGCAGAAGGUGCACCUGUGUAAUGAUCAUGCUGUUUAAUCAGCUUCUUGAUAUGCCUAACCGGUGGGCUAGAUUGAUUAUCUUGGAAAAGGAGAAAGGCUCACUAACAGGGAUGUAAAAACAAAUGUGUGCACAAAACUUGAGAGAAAUAAGCUUUUUGUGCGUAUGGAAAAUGUCUGGGAUCAUAUAUUUCAGCUCAUGAAACAUGGGACCAACAAUAUAUGUUGCGUUUGUGUUUUUGUUCAGUAUAAAUAUACUUGACCUCUAAACUAACCACCUCUCUAAACUCCAAAUAUGAAAUCUGUAUUUAAUAUUUAUAUUUUGACAUAUUUAUUUUGGCAUAUAUUUGUUUUUUUGCAAGAGUAGACGUACUCACUGUGCUACUGUAUCUCAGCCCCAAAUCCUGAUUUGGGGAAUGUACUUUUGAGGUAUAUUCACAAUUUCAAUUUAGGAGUCCGAUACUUUAUUAUGCAUAAAAAAAUGCAGUCCCCUUACUGUUUUUCAAACUGAAAACUCUUUUAUGCUGUUCUAUUGAGAAAAAAUGUGUAGUAAAGUUCACUUCUUUGCGAUUUUAUUUUAUAAUAGAAAAAAAAGAAAGAACAAGAAAUAGAGACAAUAAAUGACCAAGAACCAAUUGGUUGAGUAAUUCUUAUAGAGGUUAUUCAACCCUCGAGAUCUAUAGAUAUAAUGAAUAUGAUUAAAGCUUUUGCAAAUUGGUCAUGUUGAAACCAUUUGAAUAAUUAUUUAAACUGACAAUAUAAAAGAACUCUAAAAGGAAACAUUUCAAAUAUAUAUCUAUAUAUACAGUAGAACUAUAUACAUAUAUACAUAUACUACACAUGUUGUGUAAUUUGAUUUAUUUUAGAUUCAAAGUACAACGCUACAUUAAAUGAAAUAUUUUUCUAAAAAAUAAAAAAAUUGUAUACGUAUAUAUAAAUCCCUUAAUUCAUUCCGUUUAUAUUACAAAUGGUUUUAGUUGACAUUUUCAGUUAAAUUCUAGGUUUAAAUUAAAACAAAAUAAAUGGAAUUAUGAAUAGAAAUGAACAUUGCCAAACUGUUGUGCUGCUGAAGAAAAAUAGCUUUUCUGUGUUUGGGUGUAAAACAGGCUUGGAUGUUGUUGCUUCAUUUACAAACUCAUGUUGACACAACUACCUAGUUACAUGCAACGUAUUGGAUAUCUUCAUUUCUACAUGUAUACUCUUUGGUAUUAGUGGACCUAUCAUCAUUCAAUCCAAGUAUACUUUAGUGAACUGUAUACUGGUAAUACUUUAAUGUAGGAGCUUUACACUAAAAUACUAUAACACAUUUAUAAGCUAUAUAUUAUACCUUCAUAUGCCCUACAUAAACGUUCACGUUUAUGCUCUCAACUGCAGGUCGGUAGAUGUCACUGCAUAUCUUAUGUCAACUUGCGGUUGUUAGUCUUAGCUGACAUUUACAUGUAUAAAUGCUUAUGUAGUGCUUAUGACAGUGUAAUGAACUGCUAUGAAUGUGAUGUUUCCCUAUGUAUGUAGAGCCCCAUACAUUACAGUGUUAAGUAGUCCCUAUUUUCUGUGGUAUUGGCUCUAGCCCUGCUCUCUGCCAAACAAGGUGAAAGAUUGAGACGACAGAUGAAGAACAGUUUACAUGCAUCCUAUAAUUAUACAUCUUUCAAUGUAGCCAGUGUUGUUCUAAUGUUUGUUUAUAUUUUGGAUUUAAAUCGAUGCUUCUGUCCAAAAUUGUUUACAAAAGCUGAAAUAUUCUGUAUGGAUGUACAAAAUUAGAUUUAUCGUAAUAAACUGCAAAGUGAC